This is a messenger RNA of Melampsora larici-populina 98AG31, 648 nucleotides long. RefSeq lists its product as uncharacterized. Lineage: Eukaryota; Fungi; Basidiomycota; Pucciniomycetes; Pucciniales; Melampsoraceae. Bases 1 to 648 code for a protein of 215 amino acids. The transcript is spliced from 6 exons. The record is from RefSeq and is a predicted model, not a curated record. Gene Ontology annotation, cellular component: cytoplasm.
AUGGCUAUCAUAGACUCGAAAGCCAACUAUCUCAAGAAGAGAAAUCCGGAUGACGAAGACGAAAAGGAAGGUAGCGAAAGGGAAGAAGAUCUCUUAGACCAAUUAGAAGAGGAUUUCGAACUAGGUGGAAUGAGAGAAAAGAGGAUGGAAGAAUUACGUCAAGAGUUUAUCAAAAGACAACAAAUGGAAGAGAAUCAUCAUGGUAAAUACCUUCAAAUCAAGAAUGAAAAAGAGGUUAUCCAGAUUACCGCGAAAGCCAAAUUUGCAGUAGUUCAUUUUUUCCAUGGCGAUUUCAGGAGAUGCAAGAUCAUGGACAAUCAUCUAGAGUCGAUAGCUACCAGAUACUUUGCCACUAGGUUUUUGAGAGUGGAUGUUGCGGAUGUACCAUGGCUGGUAAACAAGCUUGAAAUUAAGGUCUUACCUUGUGUGUUUGUUUUUCUCGAUGGGGUAACCAAAGACCGGAUCAUUGGAUUUGAAGGCCUGACUGAAGAGGGAACUGAUGGAUUCAGCACAGCUUCGCUUGAACUUCGUUUAAAACAAUCUGGAGUCUUGCCCGUGGAAAGCACGGCUGGUAGCACUUCUGGCUCUCGCAUUCGAGUGAGCCCUUCAGUGCAAAUCAUGCAAGAUGACGAUGAUUGGGACGGAUAA